This is a messenger RNA of Lactuca saligna, 801 nucleotides long. NCBI's taxonomy places the organism in Eukaryota, Viridiplantae, Streptophyta, Magnoliopsida, Asterales, Asteraceae. The record is from the annotation of a GenBank genome assembly.
AUGGAUUCCAACUUCACAAUCGAAGUAAAUUAUACAGGUUCUUUUGUCCCCAAACCGAUUGUGUAUUUCAAUCCAGUAAAAAUGGUUGUUAGCAAUGUCGAUUUUAGAAGCAUGAGUUUCAUGGAGUUCAUCUCAGUCUUGGAAGAUGAAAAUGAUUAUGUUCAUUUCCUUGAUGCUGGAUAUGAGAAUGGGGGUAUCAUCAAUUUGUACAUUGAUCACACUCAAUAUCCAGUUAUGGAGUGGAUUGAAGAAGAGAUAGCUGAAGAUGGAUCUAUAGAUGGUAAUACGGAUGAUGAUGAUGAUGUAGACUCUGAGCUCUCAGAUGAUGAGUUCGUGGAGCAUGAGCUUGAUGAUGAAGUGAUACAACAACAACCAUCUGAUGAUCCUUUCCUUAGAAGAAAAUAUUUCAAGCCUCCAAGAGUUGUGGAUGAUGAGAAAGAUGAUAAGAAAGAUGUCAACAAAAAUCUUCAUAAGUAUCCAGUUCAUGAUCCUAACCAAAAAUGGGAUACAAUGUUUCCAGUCUUAGGUAUGAAAUUCUAUGAUUGUUAUGAACUUAAGCAUUUGUUAAACAAUUAUGCUGUUGCUAAUGGGUAUAAACUGUGGUAUGAAAAAAAUGAUUCAACUAGAUUAUUAGUUAGAUGUUGCAAAGGUGAAGAGAAGUCUAAAUGCCCUUUUAGGUUGUGGGCAACUUGGAUGAGUAAAGAAAGAUCAUUUCAGAUUAAGUCCUUAAUCUCUGAACAUAAUUGUAGUAGGGCCUUCAAUUUAGGUUCAAUGGUCACAUAUAGUUGGAUUGGAAAAUAG